This is a messenger RNA of Dendronephthya gigantea, 4750 nucleotides long. Its product is annotated as kinesin-like protein KIF16B. Gene Ontology annotation, molecular function: ATP binding; microtubule binding; microtubule motor activity. Bases 150 to 3848 code for a protein of 1232 amino acids. The transcript is spliced from 17 exons. The record is from RefSeq and is a predicted model, not a curated record. NCBI's taxonomy places the organism in Eukaryota, Metazoa, Cnidaria, Anthozoa, Malacalcyonacea, Nephtheidae. Gene Ontology annotation, biological process: microtubule-based movement.
UCGGCAUACCGAGUACAAGUGUAAAAGUUAUUUUGAGACGCGAAGCUUCGUAUAACAUAGGAAAAGGUUUUAAGUGCGUGACUAAGCAUUCGCGCUCAUAAAUUUCGGGUAGGAAACAUUUGCAUAAUAUUGAUUUUCUGCUCAUAAAAAUGUCAUCGGUGAGAGUAGCGGUGCGGGUACGCCCUUUGAACGGGAUAGAAGUAUCACAAAAUUGUGGCGUUGUGAUAAGAGCGGAGAAUUCACAAGUGAUUGUCAAAAAUCCCGAAUCCGAACGCGCAAAGACCUUUUCAUUCGACGAAGUCUUCAUUUCCAAUGAUGAUGACCCCUGCCAUUCUCAAAAUCAGGUCUGUUCUGUACUUGGUGAACACGUUUUAUCAGCUGCUUUUGAAGGAUACAACAGUUGCGUGUUUACGUAUGGACAAAUUGGAACAGGAAAGACCUAUACAAUGUUUGGAGAUGAAAAUACCCGGGGAAUAAUACAAUAUGUGAGUGAGGAACUUUUUGGGAAAGCUUCAACAAGUGACCCAGAUACGACUUACAGAGCAGAGAUAAGCUUUCUGGAGAUUUACAACGAAUGUAUAAAUGACUUGUUAGCCAAGAAUAACAGCCAGAAUAAUGUUAUGACAAGAAAUAAUUCCUUGAAAGUAUGUGAUGACCCUGAUAGAGGAGCGUACGUGGAAAAGUUAUCGAAACAAAUUGUAACCAAUCCAGAAGAAAUUAUAAAAAUGAUAGAAAAAGGCUUGAAAAACAGGAUUGCCUUACAAUCAUCAGAUGGCUUGUCAAGAAGGUCGCAUACUGUCUUUAUGAUGCAAUUUACUCAGGCUAAAAUGAUAGACGGUGUUCCUUCAGAGAAAGUCAGUACAUUGAGCUUUGUUGAUCUAGCUGGAACUGACAGACGCCAUGCCAAGGACGAUCGUACAAUUACCCCAGAUGAAGACAAUGAAAUAGCAGUUGCUAGAUCACUUCAAGUAUUUGGUCAGGUCAUUUCGUGCUUAGCAAGCAAAAACAAACAACUUGAUGAAAAUGAACAAGCUGAUAUCGAGAUUCCCUAUAAGGAAUCGGCUCUAACUCUGUUGUUAAAAGACUGUCUUGGGGGCAAUUGUAAAACGGUAAUGUUAGCUACAGUCUCACCAGCUGACAUCCACUAUAACAAGACUAUCAGCACAUUGCGAUAUGCUAACCAUACCAAGAACAUCAUGAAUAAACCAUCCGUCAAUGAGGAAGCGAAUGUGAAAUUGAUUAAAGAACUUCAGGGUGAAAUUGAAGAAUUAAGGUCACAAAUGCAGAAGGAAGGUGUGAACGUAAAGUCAGAAAAAAAGAUGAAAGAUAAUGAACGACUUAUAAAGCGACUCACUGGAAUUUGGGAGGAAAAAUGGAUCAAGGCAAAAGAAAUUAUCAAGGAACAAGCUCUUGAGGUGACUGCGUUGGGACAAGGAUUAAAAUUUGAAACUGAUGAACCACAUUUCAUAACUUUGGGUGGAGGAAGGUUGAGCGUUGGUGUGACAAUGUGUCCUGUCAAACUAGGUAGAACAGUUAUAGGUUUGCCAACCAGCGAUUCUAAACCUGACAUUGCAUUAAAUGGCAAAGGCAUUGAAAGAGAACACUGUCUAGUGGAAUAUGAUGGCGAAACAGUAAUGUUUUAUCCUAAAGGCAAUCUGUGUUCCCUUGACGGCGUUUCUAUUAUCGAGCCAACAAAACUACCUCAAGGUUGCAUGGUUUGUCUUGGAAAGUCGAACUACUUUCGCUUCAAUCAUCCCAGAGAAGCGAAGCGAAUUCGUGAAAACAAUCCAGGAAACAGGUUCUCGGUUAUGCCCGACAAAUACUAUCCCGAGGUGGAUCUCGCCAUUGAACAACGUAAAAGAGAGCAGCAGGAAAGAGAUCGACUGAAGGAAGAAAAUAUGCGACUGUUGGAAAGAGAAAAGCAACAUAAUGAAGUACUCACUCAUUUGGAGUACGAGAAAAAACAAUUACAAGAAGAAAGCAACAGACUACGUAAUCUGGAACGGCUACAGAGGGAGGAAGCAGAUAAAUUUAAAACACGAAUAACUGCCCAAAUUCAAGAAUUGGAAGAGCAAAGAGACGAGUUGAAAAAUGUCAAACGGGAAGAAGAUAAACUUCUGAUCUUAGAAGGAAAGCACAACGAACAUGAGAGUGGUAUACCUCAGGUUAACGGACGCUAUUUUGAAGAUGAAGAAGAAAAGCUAAAUAAAAUCCAACUGCUGCAGGCGGAAAGAGUGAAAUUGUUGGAAAAAGAUCUCGAAGAUCAAAUUGUUAAAUUGCAUGAAACGAGGGAUCUUGAGUUAGCGAAGAUAAAUGCGGAAAGAGACAGAAUUGGUGAGCUAGCAAAACAACAGCAGAUUGCUUUAGCGCAAGUCGAAAUGGAAAGAAUCAGUCUACAAGAGGAGCGCCAAAGAGAUAUUAAAAUGUUAGAAGAAGAGAAAGCAAAACUUGAAGAAUUAGAAAAGGAAAGGUUGGAAAUUAUUGAAAAAGCUUUUCAAGAACGAGAGACCGGAAAACAAGAAAUCGAAGCAGAAAAACGACGUUUGGCUGACCUACAAAAUAAGUACAAUGAGCAGUUGGUUGGUUUGGAACAGUCGAUGUUGACAACACAAGAGAAGAUGGAAAAAGAACGCCAGCUUGAAUUUGAAUUUUUCGAGACAGAACAGCUUAUGCUUGAGGAACUGGAACUAAAACAACGUGAAGCCGCUGAGCAAAUGGAGCGCGAGCGUAAACUUAUUGAAGCUCAUUACGAGUGCGAACGGCAGGAAGAAAAACGGAAACUAGAAAUGGAGAAGUUAAAGUUAGAGGAAGUAAAGAGAGAGCAUACUUCCGCGCUACGAAGUGUCGAAGAGGAGAGAAAGAAAUUGCAACUUGACAGGCAAAGACAACAAGAACAAAUGGUGCGUGAUAAAGUCCGUCUUACAAACAUUGAAAAGAAAUAUAAAGAGCUUCUACUCCGAGCCGAAGAAGAAAAACAUUCUAUGCGAGAUCAGCUUGAAAAAGAAAAACAAGAAGAGUUUGAAAAAUUUCGUCAGGAAAUGCUACGGACUAUGUCUUCAGCCUCCUCUCUUGGCCGUCAGUCGCCAACAGGCAGUGUUGCCUCGUCAAAACGUACGAAUUCUUCAGAAGAAGUCGGUUCAACUGGUAAGAAAUCAACCGAGUCGGAUGAACUCGAGGUGGAGCGCGAGAAGUUACGACAGCAGUUUGAACGAGUUCGGGAACAAGAAGAACGCUUGUUGCUGAAGGAACAAGAAAUGGUAACUUUGAAUGAAAAGGAUCUGGAGUAUCAGCAGAAGAUCAAGGAUUUAGAAACUGAACUCGAGGAAGAGCGUAAAAGGAGAGAGGAAAGUGAGAAGGAGUUGGAGGGAAGAGAAGUGGUAGUUAUAGGAAACGGAAGACCGCCAUCUUCGGUUCAUGGCGAUGGUCGGUUGUCAGUUGUUGACCUUGAUUUAGUGCGUCAUCUCCUUUCUACUGGUCACGUUCUUGAUAACUGCCCAAGUGUGAAUGUCACGCCAUUAUGUUGCCGUGGCUACUUAGAGAAAAAAGGCGGGAAGAUCAAGAUUUCGUGGAAGAAGAGAUGGUUUGUUUUUGAUCGUAGGAUGAAAGCGUUAGUUUAUUACAAAGAUCAAAGCAAGAAGGAACCUCGUGCGAUUAUUUAUUUUCAAGCCAUUCAAGAAGUGUAUGUCGAUCAUGACGGCGAGACUAAAAGCAACCAGGGAAAAUCUUCGUUCUGUGUGAAAACACCUCUAAAGACAUACACACUGGCUGCCGAUAAUGCUCUAGCAAUGAGUAUCUGGAUUGAUGUUUUACUAACAGGUCGUGAAGGGACUGCUAUGUUAAACAACUAAUUUAUUGUUUGCUCUUUAUACAUAAGUACAAAUACAUAUAUCCAUUGAAACCCUCCCUGCAUAAAAGAACUAGUGGGUUAAAAACUGCAAGCCUAUGUUUACCAAACAGGAGGAUUCUCUCCUCCGUAUGUAAGGUACUAUUUAUAUGUAAUGAAGUCGGCACGCAGGUACGGCCGGUGUAUAUUUCUAUAUCAUAGGGAUUAUAGGGCCUUAUUCGAGAAGAGACGCAUGUUUUUAGGAUCGAUAUAGUCUUUAAUAAAAAGGAACCAGUUGAAAAGGAGUCAUCCUGAUUUCCAACAAAAUAUCCAAUUUUUAAUAAAAAAUUCACAGUUCUUUCAUGCUGGACAUAGCUGUAUUGUACAUUGUAUGUUAUGUCACGGUGUUCCCAACACAGACUAAUUUGUUAACGCAUGUUUAUACCAAUGUGCGGUAGUCUGUUCCGUCCCGCGCGCCCUCUCAGACCGAUCAGUUUGUGCGUGAUUUCCAUUUACUCUCAAGAAAUGAUUAUUAUAUUAUGGAAAAUUACAAGAUAUAAAAGGCUCAAAGUUAAAUCAUAUAUUAGUUGCUGGAAUCUAGCUUGUUUGUAUGCUUAUGCCACCCCAAAACAAUGCAGUUUCGCAUAGUUAUAGUUGCUUAAGUUGAUUAGGUGGAAGAGAAAAAGGUGAAUGACAUUUUUUAUAUUUGGAUUACGACAAAAUCCAGAAACUGAACAAGACCAGGCUUAGUUAUGUGUAUGUAUAGUGUGAGUGUAGAACUAAAAGUUUCUAAGCCACAGGCAUAAAAUGCAUGUGCAGUAUAAAUAUAGCUAUUAUAUUAUAGCAUAUAAAUUAUAUUUAGAAUAUAUACAACCUUUUGUACAAAUAUAUUUGUUAUGUAAGAUUAUGGGUGGUGUUAAAAAUUAG